GAUGAUGGCUCUGUUACCUACGGGCCUGUAGUUACGAUAUCUGACCAGAUGCUCGUCGGCCCUUACUGUGGUUCCCUGUUCCCGAGCCCGGCCCGAGCGAUUCUCUGCUCGCCGCUAUGCACGACGCCUUCGAACCGGUGCCGAUCCUAGAAAAGCUGCCUCUGCAGAUCGACUGUUUGGCUGCAUGGGAGGAAUGGCUUCUUGUUGGAACCAAACAAGGACAUCUUCUUCUUUAUAGGAUCCGGAAGGACGUUGUGCUAGCAGAUGUGGCAUCACCUGAAAGUGGCAGCUGCAACAGGUUUGAAGUGACACUAGAAAAAUCCAAUAAGAACUUCUCCAAAAAGAUUCAGCAGAUCCAUGUGGUUUCCCAGUUUAAGAUUCUAGUCAGCUUGUUAGAAAAUAAUAUUUAUGUCCAUGAUCUACUGACAUUUCAACAAAUCACUACAGUUUCAAAGGCAAAGGGAGCAUCACUGUUCACAUGUGACCUCCAGCACACGGAGACUGGUGAGGAGGUGUUACGGAUGUGUGUAGCUGUGAAAAAGAAGCUGCAGCUAUAUUUCUGGAAGGACAGGGAAUUUCAUGAAUUGCAGGGGGACUUCAGUGUACCAGAUGUGCCCAAGUCCAUGGCAUGGUGUGAAAAUUCUAUCUGUGUGGGUUUCAAGAGAGACUACUACCUAAUAAGGGUGGAUGGAAAGGGGUCUAUCAAAGAGCUCUUCCCAACAGGAAAACAGCUGGAGCCGUUAGUCGCACCUCUGGCAGAUGGAAAAGUGGCUGUGGGUCAGGAUGAUCUCACCGUGGUGCUCAAUGAGGAAGGGAUCUGCACACAGAAAUGUGCCUUGAACUGGACAGACAUACCAGUGGCCAUGGAGCACCAGCCUCCCUACAUCAUUGCAGUGUUGCCACGAUACGUGGAAAUCCGGACACUUGAGCCGAGGCUUCUGGUCCAGAGCAUUGAAUUGCAAAGGCCCCGUUUCAUCACCUCAGGAGGAUCAAACAUUAUCUAUGUGGCCAGCAAUCACUUUGUUUGGAGACUCAUUCCUGUCCCCAUGGCAACCCAAAUCCAACAGCUGCUCCAGGACAAACAGUUUGAAUUGGCUUUGCAGCUUGCAGAAAUGAAAGAUGAUUCCGACAGCGAAAAGCAACAACAGAUCCAUCAUAUCAAGAACUUGUAUGCCUUCAACCUCUUCUGCCAGAAGCGUUUCGAUGAGUCCAUGCAGGUCUUUGCUAAGCUUGGCACAGAUCCUACUCAUGUGAUGGGCCUGUACCCAGACCUGCUGCCCACAGACUAUAGGAAGCAGCUGCAGUAUCCAAACCCCUUGCCUGUGCUCUCCGGGGCCGAAUUGGAGAAAGCUCACUUAGCUCUGAUUGACUACCUGACACAGAAACGAAGCCAGUUGGUAAAGAAGCUGAACGACUCUGAUCACCAGUCUAGCACCUCCCCGCUCAUGGAAGGCACUCCCACCAUCAAGUCCAAGAAGAAGCUGCUGCAAAUCAUUGACACCACCCUGCUCAAGUGCUACCUCCAUACGAAUGUGGCCCUGGUAGCCCCCUUGCUGCGCCUGGAGAACAAUCACUGCCACAUCGAAGAGAGUGAGCACGUGCUGAAGAAGGCUCACAAGUACAGUGAGCUGAUAAUCCUGUACGAGAAGAAGGGGCUCCAUGAGAAAGCUCUGCAGGUGCUGGUGGACCAGUCCAAGAAAGCAAACUCCCCUCUGAAAGGUCAUGAGAGGACGGUGCAAUAUCUGCAACAUCUGGGCACAGAAAACCUGCAUUUGAUUUUUUCCUACUCAGUGUGGGUGCUGAGAGACUUCCCUGAAGAUGGCCUGAAGAUAUUCACUGAAGACCUCCCAGAGGUGGAGUCUCUGCCACGAGACCGAGUGCUCGGCUUCUUAGUAGAGAAUUUUAAGGGUCUGGCUAUUCCUUAUCUGGAACAUGUCAUCCACGUUUGGGAGGAGACGGGCUCUCGGUUCCACAACUGCCUGAUCCAGCUGUACUGUGAGAAGGUGCAAGGGCUGAUGAAGGCGUAUCUCCUGUCCUUCCCUGCAGGCAAAACUCCAGUUCCUGCUGGAGAGGAAGAGGGUGAGCUGGGAGAAUAUCGACGGAAGCUCCUUAUGUUCUUGGAAAUUUCCGGCUACUAUGAUCCAGGCCGCCUCAUCUGUGAUUUUCCUUUUGAUGGUCUCUUAGAGGAACGUGCUCUCCUGCUGGGACGCAUGGGGAAACAUGAACAAGCCCUCUUCAUCUAUGUCCACAUCCUGAAGGAUACGAAGAUGGCGGAGGAGUACUGCCACAAGCAUUAUGACCAAAACAAAGACGGCAACAAAGAUGUGUAUCUGUCCCUGCUCCGGAUGUACCUGUCGCCCCCCAGUGUUCACUGCCUGGGGCCAAUCAAGCUGGAGCUGGUGGAGCCACAAGCCAACCUCCAGGCGGCCCUGCAGGUCCUCGAGCUGCACCACAGCAAACUGGACACCACCAAGGCCCUUAACCUUCUGCCAGCAAACACUCAGAUUAAUGACAUACGCAUCUUUCUGGAAAAAGUCUUGGAAGAAAAUGCACAAAAGAAACGAUUCAACCAGGUGCUCAAGAACCUUCUCCAUGCAGAGUUCCUGCGGGUCCAGGAAGAGCGGAUCUUACACCAGCAGGUGAAGUGCAUCAUCACCGAGGAGAAGGUGUGCAUGGUGUGUAAGAAGAAGAUUGGGAAUAGUGCAUUUGCACGGUACCCCAAUGGAGUGGUCGUGCACUACUUCUGUUCCAAAGAGGUAAACCCAGCAGACACCUGAGCCCAGCAUGCCCAGGACUCAGCCGUUGGACAGCUUGGCCAUCCCAGCGAGGGAAGGGGGCACCGACCUUAGGAAUCGGGGGCUGCCGCCACCACCAGGUGUCUCCCCAUUUGGAUACUACUGGCAACCUUGCGGCCUGGAACGUCUCUGAAUUAAUCUGACUUAUGGUCUGGUGUCACCAGCUUUUUAAUAGAAAAAGAGAUUAGUUAAUACUUUAUAUGCUAUUAUGUCACAGGCAAAUCCAGAGAGUUUAAUACCUGCUUGGACUGGAGGAGGUGACAAUGGGCAUCGUCUUGCCUUUGCAUACCAAUCACCUGAAUAAGAAAACUGUCUCAAGCUUUUGUAAUCCCAGGGUUGGUUGUUCAGUUUUCUAUUGAGACACACGCAGGACUUCACAAGAAGCCCUCAGUGUGGCUGCUGGAACCCGUGAGAAGAGAGCAGUUCCAGAGCUCCUCUAGCUGCAAAGGCCAAACACUUGUCCUCUAGUUAAUGACAGUCAUUUCUCCAUGGUUACUGUACCCUGUGUCCCCCCCCCCCCAGGAGCCUCCCGACUCAUCUCUAUUUUUCACAGUCUCCUUUUCUUCCUCACUGUUUUCUUCCUGUAUCUCUCCCCUCACUUCUCCACUCAGGCUUUCUUCCCCAUUUUUCUGACACCAGGAAUAACUAAUAUUUAAGCAAGGCACAGAAAGGAGCAAGAGGAAGUCCCAUCUUCUAGGGAUACAUUGAUAAUUGACUGUCAGGAAUCUUGUAAAUAGGUCCUCCUUGGACUGUAUGCUCUGCCUGGAAGCUUAGGAGAGCAUCAUUCUUGGCCAGGAAAGGGCCCGGUGCACCUCCCCUCAGGGCCGAGCGUGAUAGCAGCUCUGAGGAUGGACAGCACUGCACUGGGGGUGUGGCCUCGUAGGCUGCGGUCUGCAGGCUGCCAGGGCGGGUAGGUUUAGUCUCUGUGAGUGAGGGCUCCGUGCUGGGGCGCCUUUCUCUUUCCAGCCAGUGUCGUCCUCGUGCAGCUCGGCCUGGCCGUCCCUCUCCAGCUUUGCUUUGCAGAGGUUGGAGGAUGUGCUGGGAUGUUGUGGGUGGGUGGAUCUCUGCUGCACGCAGGAAUGAUCAGAGCAGGUACUGACCGUGACAUGAUGUCAGGCAUACUUGUGAGGUGCUCGGGGACAGUGAGAGUGCUGUGGGCUCAAGAGCAGUAGCACGGGGGUUUAUAAAAUAUCUCACCUACAAAUCUGAGUGCUGGUGUGGUGGGGAGACCCUGCCUCCCUCAGGGCAGCUUUGGGGUCCACGAGGGAGUGGAGAGAGGCCCUGCAUCCUGGCCUCCCAGGGUUUUGCAGACCUGCAGCCUUGUUUCCUCAAUAUGUUUAGUGGUAGUGAAGGUGGGUGAUGGAGCUGAACACUGACCCCGGGUAGUGGCACGUCCUUGACAUGCUGUGCUGUUUUGGGCCUAUGCUGUAGACCGACUUGCUGGUGUUAUAGACGAGGCCUCUCCCAGGCACAUGCUCUGUAGAGGAUCUGAAGGGACAACAGCCAGUGCCGUCAACACUCAUUCUCAGACAUGGAUUCUGCUCAAGUUUUGGAUGCUGAGCAGCACUUCACAAUAGCCACUGUCCCAAGUGGCCACACCCACUCACAGGAAGCAGUGCCGCCCUUGGCGCCAUUUGCCCCAUGAAGACCAAUAUUCUUCCCCCCAGAACAGCAGUGAAAUUGUCAGGCCAGCCCUCCACUGAGCUGUGGAAACCUUCCCCCGCUUUGGAGCCCUGCCUUCCUGGCCUGUUGUAUUUGUGUCUUUCAAUCCCACUACCUGUGUGGCAUGUGUGUUUGAAGCAAUAGAACAAAGGAUGUGUUUUCUCCCUUUCUGGAAUACAUAAAUGACCCAGUUUUCCCAAGGGCCGGUCUUCCUUCCUUAGCCUGUCUGCCCUCUGCGGUGGUGUGGAGGAGCCUAGAGAUGAAGGCCCUGUGGUGAAGACUGAUGGAGGUCUCAUAAUAAACAUC
Molecule: messenger RNA, 4763 nt
Organism: Pteronotus mesoamericanus
Lineage: Eukaryota; Metazoa; Chordata; Mammalia; Chiroptera; Mormoopidae
Gene: VPS39
Product: VPS39 subunit of HOPS complex
Exons: 26
Coding region: 117-2777 (886 amino acids)
Biological process (GO): intracellular protein transport; endosomal vesicle fusion; autophagy
Cellular component (GO): cytoplasm; membrane
Molecular function (GO): protein binding
Source: RefSeq, a predicted model, not a curated record